Messenger RNA from Prorocentrum cordatum, 1323 nucleotides. The record is from the annotation of a GenBank genome assembly. NCBI's taxonomy places the organism in Eukaryota, Dinophyceae, Prorocentrales, Prorocentraceae.
AUGGCCGCCCCGCCACGCCGCGCGCGGGCGGCGAUGUGGGGUCCGAGGCUCGUGGGCCCGCACAAGUGGCUGGGCGGGGCCGUGACCGAGGACGGCAGCACGCUGCUGGGGGUGCCCUCCAACUCGGACAGCGUGGUGCGCCUCCGGCUCGCCACCGGCGAGGUGGACCUGCUGGACGCCGCGGGCAGCUACCGGCAGCGCGGGCGGCCCACGAAGUUCAAGUGGCUCCGCGGCGUCCGCGCCGGCGACGGCUCGGUGUUCUGCAUACCCGCCUGCGCGGACUGCGUGCUCCGCAUCCUCCCGGACGGCAGCACGCAGGAGCUCGGGGCCGCCGUGCUGCCCAGGGGCGACUGGAAAUGGCACGGCGGCCAGCUCGGGCGAGACGGCAACAUCUACGCCAUCCCCGCCAACGCCGACCGCGUGCUGAUGAUCGAGCCCGAGAGCGGCGCGGUAAGCCUCAUCGGCCCAGAGCUGCAGAAGGGAGUGCGGAGCAAGUGGUACGGUGGCAUAGUGGCUCACGACGGCACCAUCUGGGGGAUACCCUUCAACGCCUCAUCCGUGCUGAAGGUGGACCCAGCCACCGGCGAGGUGCGCGAGAUAGGCGACUUUGGGCGCGGCGGCUGGAAGUGGCACGGAGGCGCCCGCUCUGGCGAGCACAUUGUCGGCAUCCCUUCGCACGCGCGGCGCGUGCUCAAGGUCACACCAGCAGCCGACAAGCACGACGGGCUCUACAAGUGGGGCGGCGGCGCGGUGGACUCGUCCGGGGCGGUCUGGGCCAUCCCCUCGGACGCCCGCUGCGCCCUGCGCAUAGACCCCGCGGCCGACGAGGUCCUCGCGGUCGGCGAGCUGUCCCCGUGGCGCAACAAGUGGCAGAACGGCGUCCUGGGCUUCGACGGCGACAUCUACUGCAUUCCUUGCGACGCGCCGCAGGUGCUCGUGAUCCACACGGCCACGCGCAGUCUGUCGCUGCUCGGGAACCUGCCGCUGCAGCCCAAGAAGUUCCAGGGCGGCGCGCUGGCCCCGGACGGCACCAUCUGGUGCCUGCCGGAGUGCGGCGAGAACGUCCUGCGCAUCGACCCCCGCGACCCGAGCGUGCCGGCGCAGGACGACGAGGGCCUGGAGCCCGUGAGCGCCGAGCACUGGGCCGCCUGGGAGCGGGCGUGGGACGGGGCCGGCAGGCUCUACGGCGCGGGCCGUGCCAAGAUGGACCUCGCGGCGGCGCUCCACGCCGCCGGCUGCGCGCCUGGCCCGGCGGCGGCGGCGGUUGGCGGCAGCGGCGAGGCUCUCAGGACGCAGCGGGAGUGCCAGUGCACGCUCGCCUGA